AUGAACCCCGCCUGCAACAACCACCCGUCUCCGCCGCCACCAGCCUGCCAACAAACAUGUCCGUACAGCGCUAAGGUGCUCCGUGUGCACCCGAGCAUUGGGGAGAAAAAGGGAAAAAACGAAAACCGGUGGGUGCGCGCUGCCAUUCACAGGCUGUUUAUGGUGCUGCUGAGCAGGAACUACGAGAAGGCGCUGGAGGAGAUCGACGAGAACCUCAUCUACUGGCCGCGCUUCAUCCGGCACAAGUGCAAGCAGCGCUUCACCAAGAUCACGCAGUACCUCAUCCGCAUCCGCAAGCUGACGCUCAAGCGACAGAGGAAGCUCGUUCCUUUGAGCAGGAAGAUUGAAAGGCGGGAGAAGAGGAGAGAGGAGAAAGCCCUGGUAGCUGCUCAGCUGGACAACGCCAUCGAAAAGGAAUUGCUGGAGAGGCUGAAACAGGCUACCUACGGAGACAUCUACAACUUCCCCAUCCACGCUUUCGACAAAGCUCUGCAGCAACAGGACGCAGAGAGCGACUCCGACGUGGAGAAGGAAGAGGAGGAAGAGGAGGACGCGGAUAAGAGGGAGUUUGUGGAAGCCGAUGACAGCGAGCUGAGUGAUUUCGAGGACAUGGAUAAGUUGGAGACAAGCAGUGAGGAAGAGCAGGAAGACAAGUCCUCAAGCGAGGAAGAGGAGAAGGAGAGAGAGAAGAAAGCCGCUCGCUCCAAAUCCAAAGGGAAAACUCCUUUGAAAGGUCCAGCCAGGAAAAAACGACCCUACAUUGAAAUAGAGUAUGAAGAAGAAACGGAGCCGACUGCUAAAACAAAAACAACCUGACUCUUUCCUGGACUUGCAUUUUGUACUGAACGACAAGACCCCAGCUCUGUCACUAAAAUCACUCCAGCUUCCCCCUGUC
Messenger RNA from Tinamus guttatus (white-throated tinamou), 895 nucleotides. The record is from RefSeq and is a predicted model, not a curated record. NCBI's taxonomy places the organism in Eukaryota, Metazoa, Chordata, Aves, Tinamiformes, Tinamidae.